AUGCAUCAAUCUCUGCAGGUUUACAAGCCAGUGAGCACAGGUAAAUCUGAUGGUGUGGAUUAUCUGGCAACCUCGGUCGACGAGGGGAGUGCAGGUGAGUGGAAGAACAAGAAGUUGGCGACAGAUGGAGCCGAAGACUUUGGGAAAGCUGGUGAGAUUGGAGACGCUGUCGUGGCAGAGAAGAUCAAUGAAGAUGUACCAGAAGCACUCGUGGACGACCUAAAGCCGGUAUAUCCUGGAUUCCUGUCAACCACUCCAAUACAGAGGACAUCCCGAACGAGUACACCGAUACAACCGCUCCUCCGAAGUCCACUCAAGAGGACCGCCACUCUCAAACAACAAUAA
Messenger RNA from Endocarpon pusillum Z07020, 345 nucleotides. RefSeq lists its product as uncharacterized. The coding region runs from base 1 to 345 and encodes 114 amino acids. The record is from RefSeq and is a predicted model, not a curated record. The transcript has a single exon. NCBI's taxonomy places the organism in Eukaryota, Fungi, Ascomycota, Eurotiomycetes, Verrucariales, Verrucariaceae.